Messenger RNA from Ochotona curzoniae (black-lipped pika), 1187 nucleotides. Its product is annotated as adseverin-like. The annotation marks the transcript as partial. Gene Ontology annotation, molecular function: actin filament binding; phosphatidylinositol-4,5-bisphosphate binding. Gene Ontology annotation, cellular component: actin cytoskeleton; cytoplasm. The transcript is spliced from 8 exons. Lineage: Eukaryota; Metazoa; Chordata; Mammalia; Lagomorpha; Ochotonidae. Gene Ontology annotation, biological process: actin filament severing; barbed-end actin filament capping; actin polymerization or depolymerization. The record is from RefSeq and is a predicted model, not a curated record.
AUCUGGCGUGUAGAAAGCAGCGGUAGGGUCCCAGUUGACCCAGAUUCUUAUGGUGAGUUCUAUGGUGGCGACUGCUACAUCAUCCUCUACACUUACCCCAGAGGACAGCUCAUCUACACGUGGCAAGGAGCAAAUGCCACAAGAGACGAGCUGACAACAUCUGCAUUCCUGACGGUUCAGCUGGAUCGUUCCCUCGGAGGACAGGCUGUGCAGAUUCGAGUCUCCCAAGGCAAAGAGCCUGCUCACCUGCUGAGUUUAUUCAAAGACAAACCACUCAUUAUUUACAAGAAUGGAACAUCGAGAAAAGGAGGUCAGGCACCCGCUCCCCCUGUGCGCCUCUUUCAAGUCCGGAGAAACCUGGCAUCCAUCACUAGGAUUGUGGAGGUUGAUGUUGAUGCAAAUUCCUUGAACUCCAACGACGUUUUUGUCCUGAAGCUGAAACAGAACAAUGGCUACAUGUGGAUUGGAAAAGGUUCCAGCCAGGACGAGGAGAAGGGCGCGGAGCAUGUGGCCAGCGUCCUCAAGUGCAGCACCACCAGGAUUCAGGAAGGCAGUGAGCCAGAGGAGUUUUGGGAUGCUCUUGGAGGGCAAAAGGAUUACCAGACCUCACCCCUGCUGGAGACACAGGCUGAAGACCACCCACCUCGGCUUUAUGGCUGUUCUAACAAAACUGGAAGAUUCAUUAUUGAGGAGGUUCCGGGAGAGUUCACCCAGAAUGAUUUAGCGGAAGAUGAUGUCAUGCUACUUGAUGCUUGGGAGCAGAUAUUCAUUUGGAUCGGCAAAGAUGCCAAUGAAGUGGAGAAAACUGAAUCUCUCAAGUCUGCCAAAAUGUACCUUGAGACAGACCCUUCUGGAAGAGAUAAGAGGACACCCAUCGUCAUCGUGAAGCAGGGCUAUGAGCCACCCACAUUCACAGGCUGGUUUCUGGGCUGGGACUCCAGCAGGUGGUAAACCCAGCCUGAGGAGGCAGCUCUGCCCAAGCUGGGAGAGGUGAAGGGUCUUUUUGUUUAUUUAGCUUUAGAUAAUUGACCUCAGCUAAAUGGCUAUUUUUAAAAUGUCUAGUAUUGGUUUGCAAUUCAUUUUAGACUGGAAUUUUCUUAUGCUAUUAAGUUAAAAUAAGCCAAAGCAAGCUUCUCUUAUGGACCAAUAUCACCUUUUCCAGAAACUGAUGUAUGUCUUUUUUAUAU